AUGCCUGAUAGCGAUGGGGCGACAUUGAUUGCCUGGGCGAUUGGAGGUGGCUCUAAGGAAAUAGUGCGGUUUUUACUUCUUCACAACGUCAAAACAAAUUAUGUCUAUCAGGUAAGUAUUGCAAGAGAUUUUACCUUGGAAAAUGGUCUAGAGAGCCUGCUCGGAGAAGUCGGUGACCUGAUUAGUCACAUGCUAGAGAUGACCCCAUUAUCCUUAGCUGCAAGCAAGGGAGAUCAGUCUAUAAUCAAGCUGCUACUCGCAAACGGGACUGACCGGCAUUUUGGAGAUACAAUCGGUUGCACCGCUGUUUUCUGGGCUGCUAAACGCGGCCAUAGCUCAUCACUUAAGCUAUUGGCUACCGACAGCACAGAUUGCAAAAAGCAGCUGCAAAUUGCAAUUAUAAGAGGCGAAGAGCUGGCGGUAGCAAACCUGGUUGAAUCGGGCAUCGUCGAUCUCAACAUGCCAGGCCCUACGGGGGUAACGCCGCUUGGUGUAGCUGCUUACGGAGACAAUGAAACUAUAAUGGACUCACUCCUUCGACUGAGCGUAAUUCAGCCAGAUCUGAAAGACCAUUUUGGAAUGACACCACUGGCAACUUCAGCGUUGUUUGGCAAACACAAAAUGAUCCGCCAGCUUCUCAAUUCGGGGAGAGUGAACGUGAAUUCGAUCAAUGAUUUUGACCUUCCACCCGUUGCUCUGGCAGUGGCCCUCGGUCACCAGACUGCUGCAAGGACCAUCCUUGAGUUUAAGCAGGUCGAUAUGCGUCAGAAGGAUAGCUUGGGCAGAACCAUCACGGCCUUAGCUGCCGUCGGCGGUAAUAAAGCAAUAUUCGACAUGCUGUCUCAAUAUGGCCAGCCUUAUACUGUUGAGGACAAACUUGGAAGGACGCCCCUCUUCUAUGCAAUAAAAGGGGGUAACCAUAGAAUUGUCCAGUCCAUCCUCUCUCACUCUAGAGUCUCUGUUGAAGUGAAAGAUGCCUUUGGUGCACUACCUCUCUCCAUGGCAGCCCGGUUUGGGGAUACUGCAUCCGCAGCACUACUUCUAAGAGAAAAUGCGGCGGCUCAGCUGCGCAGCAGAGACAUGUUUGGACGAAGCCCACUUGCAUGGUGUGCGAUUGAGGGUCAUACUUCUACUAGAGACUUUCUGCUUCAGAAGUGUAGGGAACUUGGUAUCCGCACUGGUGAUGAGACUUUGCCUCCUGCGAAUCGGCGGAUGAGGCGCUUCAAAUGGUAUCAUAACUAUUGUGAUAUAUGCUUUCUCUACCUAGGACACCGAGAGCCUUACUAUACCUGUGGCAAGUGCUUCAAUGGGUUAUUUUCUAUUUGCUGUGAGUGUCGUACCCGGUUGCGUCCACAGCCAGGAUGUUUGCAGGAUUUUCACAGAAUUGUCCUUCGCAGCCCAUCAAAUGAUUGA
Messenger RNA from Aspergillus melleus, 1413 nucleotides. Its product is annotated as ankyrin repeat domain-containing protein. The transcript has 2 exons. Gene Ontology annotation, cellular component: ciliary inversin compartment. The record is from RefSeq and is a predicted model, not a curated record. Bases 1 to 1413 code for a protein of 470 amino acids. NCBI's taxonomy places the organism in Eukaryota, Fungi, Ascomycota, Eurotiomycetes, Eurotiales, Aspergillaceae. Gene Ontology annotation, molecular function: protein binding. Gene Ontology annotation, biological process: protein localization to ciliary inversin compartment.